Messenger RNA from Lotus japonicus, 2376 nucleotides. Its product is annotated as protein FAR1-RELATED SEQUENCE 6-like. The transcript is spliced from 2 exons. Gene Ontology annotation, biological process: regulation of DNA-templated transcription. Gene Ontology annotation, molecular function: zinc ion binding. Bases 251 to 2278 code for a protein of 675 amino acids. Lineage: Eukaryota; Viridiplantae; Streptophyta; Magnoliopsida; Fabales; Fabaceae. The record is from RefSeq and is a predicted model, not a curated record.
UGCUUGGCACUUGUCAGUUGUCGAAGUCUCUUUCAUUUCAUGACUACAAAUUAAACUCCCUGACUCACUGUCACACAACAAUGGAUCCCAGUUCAGCAACCAAAACCUAAACCCCCAAUUCUUAAACGCUGCGUUUCUACCUUCUUCUUCUUCUCCUUCCCAAACAACAACACUCUCUUCACACCACUGAUCACUCUCUGCAAGAAUCAGCACACAGCAUUCAACCCCCAGCAUUUCCAGCUUUUGGGAAAUGGGUGAUGACUGUGAUACUGAUUCACAUGCCCCAUUAGAUAUUGAUUCUAGUGGGUGUCACGAAAACUUCAUCCCUCAUUCACUGGAAGAAUGUAAGGCUGAAAUCCUUUCUUUUGAUGAAAAUGAUGAUGUUGAUGUGCCCCAGCCUGGGAUGAUAUUUAGUUCGGUGGAUGAAGUCAGAUCGUAUUACAAAAACUUUGCCGACCGAUUAGGCUUCCGCAUCAAGAUUAGAACCUCGAGAAAGGGGCGUGAUGGCAGAGUUAAAUACAUAAGACUUCAAUGCACUGGAGCUGCGGGAGAUAGAGGGGGUAAUAAAGGAGUAAGAAAUACUUGUAGCUACAUGAAACCAAAUUGUGAUGCCAAGAUAACCGCGAUGUUGUCUAAAGAUGGAACCUUCCGAGUAAACACAGUUACACUCAGUCACAAUCAUGAAUUGAGUUCACAUGGAAUCUUAAAGAGUAUUGACAUGCGUGGUAAGAAGAUACUGGGUCAGAUGAAGGUAGACAUGUGUGUUAAGAUGACAUCAAGCCAAAAUGACAGCGGAAACUACCCUAAGAAAAUAAGGCAUUUGAUUGGGGAGAAUGGAGAUAGUGAAUCCCUUCAAAAGUAUUUGGUAAGGAUGCAGAAACAAGAUAGCAACUUCUUCUAUACAGUUGACGUUGAUGAUUUCUUCACCGUGAGGAAUGUUUUUUGGGCUGAUGGGAGAAGUAGGGCUGCAUAUGAAUCAUUUGGUGAUGUGCUGACAGUUGAUACUACAUAUCUCUUUAAUCAAUACAAAAUGCCACUUGCAACUUUGGUUGGAGUAAACCAUCAUGGGCAAUCUGUACUUUUUGGUUGUGCGCUGUUGUCAAGUGAAGACUCAGAGUCAUUCGUUUGGCUGUUUCAAUCAUUGCUACAUUGCAUGUCUGGUGUUCCCCCACAAGGAAUCAUAACAGAUCAUAGUGAGGCCAUGAAGAAGGCGAUUGAAACUGUGCUCCCAUCCACUCGACAUCGUUGGUGUUUAUCAUAUAUAAUGAAAAAACUUCCCCAAAAACUACUGGGAUAUGCUCAGUACGAGUCCAUAAGACAUCAUUUGCAGAAUGUUGUGUAUGAUGCAGUCGUAAUAGAUGAGUUUGAGAGGAACUGGAAGAAAAUUGUGGAGGAUUUUGGCCUUGAGGACAAUGAAUGGUUGAAUGAAUUGUUUCUUGAGCGCCAUCACUGGGUUCCUUCCUUUGUAAGAGGUAAUUUUUGGGCUGGAAUGUCUGUUAAUCUACAUAAUGAAAGCAUGCAUGCGUUUUUUGAUGGAUAUGUAAACCAGCACACAACUUUGUUGCAAUUUAUUGAUCAAUAUGAUAAUGCUUUGCAAUACAAGGCAGAGCAGGAGUAUGUAGCUGAUGUACAUUCAUCUUGUAGCACUCAGUCUUGUAUUACCCAUUCUCUCAUUGAGCGGCAGUUUCAAUCUGCAUACACUAAUGCAAAAUUUCAAGAGGUUCAAGAUGAGUUUGGUGGAAAGGGUGAUUGUAACGUUUCUGUUGACCGAGUCGAUGGUUCUGUUUGUCACUAUAAGGUAAUUGAAGAUCGGAUAAUAGGUGAUAUGCCUAGGGAAUAUGUGGUUGAAGUAACUUAUGACAGAGUAAAUUGUGAUGUAAAGUGUGAUUGCCGCCUGUUUGAGUUCAGAGGGAUACUUUGUAGGCACUCACUUGCCAUACUGUCACAAGAACGAGUGAAGGAGGUACCGGAUAGAUAUGUUUUGGAUAGGUGGAGGAAAAACAUGCGGAGGAAGUAUGUUUAUGUCAAAACCAGUUAUUGUGUUCAACACCUUAAACCUCAAAUGGAAAGGCUUGAAUUGUUAUGCAAUCAAUUCAAAAGUAUUGCUGUAUCCGCGGCUGAAUUUGAGGAAACAAGUUCUUUUGUAAAUGUUACACUCUGUAACUUGAAGGAGAAACUUGAAGCUUGGGUGCCUCAUUUUGGAAACUCAUCUCAGGUGGACAUGGAGGAAGGUCAGUACAUAAGCUCACCCUAUGGUGCUGGAGAUGUACUAAUAUGAUGUAUUGUGAUUAGUAUGUUUUCUUAUUCUCUUCCCCCAAGUUUAAUGUACUCCCCUCUUCUUACUUAUCUGUGAUUAAGAGAUGUAAUUAAUUUCAA